UUUCCUUACUUUAUUUAACAUGUAUUAUGGUCAUUGCUGUUCCUUUAAAGUAGCGACUGCAGUGGUGGAGUAAACAAAGGCUGGUCGAUACAUAGGGGUUGAUGGGAAGCUUUUGAACGCUCGAUGAACUCCUGAGGGGAGGAGAGAUGUGCUACUGCAAUACUUCUGCAAUAGGCUUCUGCGCACACAGACGCCGUAUAUACAAAAUAUUGAUGCAUAAAGAUCGGGAAAGUAUCUUUAGAUAAAGCACAACGCAAACACAAAUGUAUCUCGUUGUGUCCUUUCGGUGUCUGACGGUGCAGAAUUUGAAGGGGCCAGAUUUGAGGUGAAUCUAUAAUAUAAUCAAAGGCAGACCAACUGUCCAGUUGACGUUCUCUCCUCCUCAAAGGUGUGGUUUUAGAGAGAGAGAAACAAAAAGGACUGCCCAUUAUGUGUUUGGUGCAGUCAGUCUACAAUCAGGACUUAAUACAGUCUGACCUGCCGGCUCUGCCAGGCAAGCCCUGCCCACAGCCUUAACUACAUCAAGGCUUUGCGAUCCCCCCUGUGGUUCAGGCCGUCUCUGACCCUGCAGGUCUCCCCCAUGGCUGCCACCAUGAGGUCCUCCGCCCGGCCGGCGCCCGACGGCGGUUGGGGAUGGGUGAUCGUUGUGGCCUGCUUCAUGGCCCAGCUGCUGGCCUACGGCUCCCCCCAGUCAGUGGGCGUCCUCUACCCUGAGUGGCUGAACGCCUUCCAGCAGGGCAAGGGGAUGACCGCCUGGGUGGGCUCCCUCGUGUCCGGACUGGGCCUCAUAGCCAGUCCGGUGUGCAGUGCCUGUGUGGAUAACUUCGGGGCCCGUCCCGUGACCAUCUUCAGCGGGGUGAUGGUGGCAGGGGGUCUGAUGCUCAGUGCCUUCGCUCCCAACGUCCAGUUCCUCUUCUUCUCCUACGGCAUUGUCGUCGGCCUGGGUUGCGGUCUGGUCUACAACGCCACGCUGACCAUCACCUGCCAGUACUUUGACAAGAGACGGGGCCUGGCUCUGGGCAUCGUCACCACAGGUACCAGCUUCGGAGCGUUCGUCUAUGCUGCCCUACAGAAUGAGCUGCUGCGGCUGUUCGGCCUCAACGGCUGCCUGCUCAUCGUGGGGGCCAUGAGCCUGAACCUCAUGGCCUGCGCGGGCUUCAUGAGGCCGCUCAACAUGCCCGGGUACCUCGUCAAGCGGAAGGCCGCUCUGGAGCGCAAUGCACAGAAGCAGCUCCUGGAGAAGGAGUUCCUGGAGAAGGAACUCCUCGAGAAGCACCUGCCGGAGAAGCAGCUCCUGGAGAAGGAGUUCCUGGAGAAGGAACUCCUCGAGAAGCACCUGCCGGAGAAGCAGCUCCUGGAGAAGGAGUUCCUGGAGAAGGAACUCCUCGAGAAGCACCUGCCGGAGAAGCAGCUCCUGGAGAAGCAGCUCCGGGAGAAGGAACUCCUCGAGAGGCAACUGCCGGAGAAGCAGCUCCUCGAGAAGCUUGCGCUAGACGACCUGAAAAUAUCUCCCGGUCUGACCGCGGCCAACAAAUGCGCCAUGGUCGCCAAGGAGCAUUCGAUCACCAUCGACGCCAAGGACUCGGCCCUUGUCCAGAGCGACGACAACGGCAAGAAACAAGGCUUCCUGGGCCGCUUGGCCGUUGUGAAGGUCCUGAAGAAGAAGCAGCAGGCGUAUUUCAACUACACCCACUCCCUGGCCAACAUCCUGCAAGACCGCGUCAUGCUGGCCUUCUGCGUGGCUGUCUUCUUGUUCAGCCUGGGGGCGUUCCCUCCCGUGCUCUUCAUGGAGGACGUGGCCCAGAGCGAGGGUCUGGCUCAGGGCCCCAGCCUCGUCCCGCUGGUGUCCAUCGUGGCCAUCACCACCGGCCUGGGGAAACUGGCGCUGGGGAUGCUGGCCGACCUCAAGUUCAUCAACAGCAUAUACCUGUACACAUUCAGCCUGUUUGCCACCAGCCUGGCCCUGCUGCUCAUCCCCAUCACCAAGACCUACGUGGGCCUGCAGGUCCUGUCCGCCGUGGUGGGCUUCUUCUCCGGGAACUGGUCGCUCACCUCGUACAUCACCACCAAGAUAGUGGGCAUAGACCGGCUCACGCAAGCCCACGGCGUCCUGCUGCUCUUCGGAGGCUUUGGGAUCGCCAUCGGGCCACCGGUAGUAGGCUGGUUUUUCGACUGGACUCAGUCAUAUGAGCUGGCAUUCUACUUCAGCGGGAGCUGUGUUUUGCUGGGAGGUCUCAUACUGCUGGUGGUCGCUCUACCCUGCUGGGAUCGGAAGAAGAGAGAGAGUGAUAGGCCAGAGGUCCAAUACACCAUCAACUGUGAUAAAGUUGCCUCCGUAGCCUGAAUGCUAAUGUAAAAAAACUUGUAGCCUUGCCAAAUGCUCCCCAGUGGUCAUUCGCUGUUCUGAUGCACAUACACUACAGCUAAUAAGAGUUUGCUCUCUUGAGUUUCCUGUAACUGGGACUGAAAAUGCUCCCCCUUCUUUCAGGUGCAACUGAAACUAUUACUAAAACCUGAUGCAGGCUUUGAGAUGUUUGGAAUGGGCAUUUUCUGACACACAUAUUCAGGUGACAAUGCAAUUUCCUAUACAGAUGUUUGUAUGAUUUGACACGGAUGUUUGUGUUGGAUUGAGAAAUUGUUGCCUCAUUUUUUGAGGCCCGAUCAUCAACAAGCAAAUACUGUUUUUGACCACUUUCAAGCUAACCUAAAAGUGUUUGUCGAUGACUAGCUAUGUGGGCUAUUUAUUUUAAUCAAACGAUGACUGUUCUAAUCACGUAGGCCUAUUUUAUGAUACAACCAUGUAUUUCAAUUUGCACUUUAUUGCAAAAAUGACUAAGACUGCACACCUAACUCAAAUGUGUACAAACGUCUUAUUUUUGCGUUUGAUUCACUUUACCAAAGCACCAAGGACAGUAUAGAUGCCUGUCGCCUGUAAAAUGAUUUAAAAGCCUUUCUUCACGAACAGUAACUUAUUUCUCUCCAGUGAUUAUUGAUGUACCCUUGCGUCUCUUUGUACAAUCUUGUAUGCACGGCAUAGAUGGAGGUAUAACUGCAUGUUGUAUGCAGAGGAAUUUCAGUAUAUAACGUACUUUUUAUUUCUGCAUUACUUAGCUAGGCUGGUCCUUUCUCCAUUGUGUGUGUGUUUGUGUGUGCGUGUGUGUGUUUGUGGUGCAUAGGCAUUUAACAUUUCUCAGCAACUCUUCUGGCUCUUUCAAGCCAGUAUUCAAUGCACAAUUUGUAAAGGCGUUUUGAAAAGAAACGCUAUGUCGUAAUUUAUGGAAAAUAUAUUUUGAUGAUACAGUAAUUAUUUGCAGUAGAAUAUAUACUUGGAUGUUGUGCUUCUUCUACAAAUUUCCUUUGUAUUUGCAUUUUUAGAUGUGGGAAUGCGGGAUGUAUAAGGAUUUAGCUUUCUUUAUAUGCAUUUCCAGGGUUUGUAUGUAGGGUUUGUAUGUAGGACAGGGUUUAAAUGAGGUCCAAUACAGAACCGGAGACAAACAGUCUGUUGACCGCCAAUAUCAACAUUACAUUCUCUUUCUUUUUUAGUUUUGUAUUUAGAUGUUAAUGUCCUUUCUUAUUUAAACUGUGCCAAUAAACUUACUUUGAAUUUA
Gadus morhua (Atlantic cod) is the source of this 3608-nucleotide messenger RNA. RefSeq names its product solute carrier family 16 member 9a (gene slc16a9a). Gene Ontology annotation, biological process: transmembrane transport; monocarboxylic acid transport. The record is from RefSeq and is a predicted model, not a curated record. The coding region runs from base 581 to 2344 and encodes 587 amino acids. Lineage: Eukaryota; Metazoa; Chordata; Actinopteri; Gadiformes; Gadidae. The transcript is spliced from 6 exons. Gene Ontology annotation, molecular function: monocarboxylic acid transmembrane transporter activity.